Messenger RNA from Caenorhabditis angaria, 1848 nucleotides. Lineage: Eukaryota; Metazoa; Nematoda; Chromadorea; Rhabditida; Rhabditidae. The record is from the annotation of a GenBank genome assembly.
AUGUCGCGAUUUGACUUGGUGAUUUUUGGAGCUACUGGCUUCACGGGAACUUAUAUUCUGGAAAGACUCAUCACAUCGCCAUAUUAUCAGGAUGUUAGUUUUGCGGUGGCUGGAAGAAAUGAGUCGAAAGUUCGAGAAGUUUUGCGAGUUGUUGAGAAGAAGACUGGGAGAGAUUUGAAGGAGGUGAAGGUGAUUUUGGCUGAUGUGGCGGAUAUUGAGUCGCUGGAAAAGAUGGCGAAGCGAGCGAGGGUUGUGAUAAAUGCGGUGGGACCGGUGGGUGGAAACGACAAAAAAUCAAUAAUUUUUGAUUAUUUUCAGUACACUCUCUAUGGUGAGGCUGUUGUUCGAGCCGCGAUUUUGAAUGGUGCCAGUCACUUGGAUAUUUCCGGCGAGCAAACGUGGAUUGAAAAAAUGGAGGAGAAAUAUUCGAAACUUGCGGAAGAUGCGGGAGUCUACGUGGUUUCCGCGUGCGGAUGGGAUUCGAUUCCGGCCGAUUUGGGAGUCAAAUUCCUCAAAAACAACUUUGACGGUGACCUGAAUCAUGUUGAGACUUUUGUCGAAAUGAAAUCAGGGUCUUCUGGAUAUUCGCUGAAUACUGGAACGUAUAAUUCACUGCUUCUAGGUGUCAAAAGUUUCCCAUUUGAUUUAAUGAAGCCGAAGACAGAUGUGUCGGUUGUCAAAGGCAAGAUCACACCGAAGUUUCGAUUGCCAUUAUCACAAAUUCCUGGAAUCCCUGGUCCCCAGAGCUAUGCUAUCCCAUUUAUGGGAUCUGAUAAAUCAAUAAUCGAUCGAUCGCAAAUCUACGAAGCCACACAAAAAUCGAUCAAACCAUGCCACGUGGCAACAUACGCUAAGUUGUCUUCGAGAAUUUCGGCAAUAUUGAUUGGCGCCUGGCUAGCAGUUAUCUCGAUUCUGGUGCAUAUUCCAUGGACUUUACGAUUUCUGCAAAAUCAUCCCGAUCUUUGUAGCUUCAAUGUUUUUAAGAAAGAUGGACCAAGUGAGGAGCAAAUCCGGGAAGCAAGUUUUGUUCUAUGGCUCUUUGGGUAUGGGUAUACAAAGGAGAAAUUGGGAUUUGAACAUCAAGGAGAGCCGACGAAGAUGGUCAGUUUGAUCAUAGAAACUUCACAAAAUAUAUUUUUCUUCAGGUUCUUGCAACUUGCAAAGGGCCAGAUGCUGGAUAUGUUUCAACAAGUGGUUGCAUUUUGUCAGCAGCAUUGGUUUUAUUGAAAGAUGUUGAUAGUUUGCCGGAGCGGUGAGUUUGAUUUUUUUGAGGGGGGCUUCGUGGGUGGUCUAACCGCCUUUAAAUUAAUUUACUUUAAAUUAACGCCUUUAAAUUUAUUUUUAAUUUCAAACUCGCACAUUUCAUGCUUUUUCCUCGUCUUUUUAUUAUCACCUUAGAAUUAUUUAGUUUCCUUAUUGAUUUUCACCUGAAAUUACAACUGACAGCUGAACAUUCUUGUAUGAAUCGAUUCAAAAAAAUGUAUUCAGCUGCCAACAAAAAAGUUGAAUAAUAUUCCACGUGUAAUGUGUGAAUAUCAUGAUAUUUUUCUGGCCAAUGACUCACGUUAUUCAAUAGUUUCUCAUAUUUUUUCGACCAUCGGAUUGCCAAUUCACAUUUUCGGUUUCUACUGUAUAAUCAAGAAAACGCCAAAAGAAAUGUCGUCGAUUAAAUUCAGCAUGCUUCUUUUGCACGUUAGUUGUUUCAUAUCCGACACUAUUUUUGGGGCAUUCAUUAUUCCUGUGAUAUUUUUACCCUACUAUUGUGGAUAUUCAAUGGGGGUUUUGAAUUAUUUCGGAAUUCCGAUGUGGAUUCAAAUAUAUUUCGGUAUCACAACUUCAACAAGUUAG